This is a messenger RNA of Phoenix dactylifera (date palm), 698 nucleotides long. RefSeq names its product NADH dehydrogenase ubiquinone 1 beta subcomplex subunit. Gene Ontology annotation, cellular component: respiratory chain complex I; mitochondrial inner membrane. Lineage: Eukaryota; Viridiplantae; Streptophyta; Magnoliopsida; Arecales; Arecaceae. The record is from RefSeq and is a predicted model, not a curated record.
CCAUUGAAACCUAGGUUGGGGAUAUCAAUUUAGAUUCAUCGAAACAUUGGUUCCUUCGAGAUCGAACGACCACAAGACCCUGAUCAGUGAUGCUUAGGAAAGGGUCUAGAGACUUCCGUGGUUGCCCGUCUCUCCUGUCCACGCUUCUGGCGGACUAGCCAGGUAACGAGAACAGAUCGAGACGUCGGAGGCGAGACUAAGAGAGCGACCGAAAGGAAGAGAGAUGGGCGGCGGCGGAGGGCAUGGAGGAGGCACGACGUACAAGGGGUACACCAUCCACCGCCCCAAGCGCUGGCAUGCCCUCACCGGCAAGGGCUUGUGCGCCGUCAUGUGGUUUUGGAUUCUAUACAGGGCUAAGCAAGAUGGUCCUGUAGUUUUGGGUUGGCGUCAUCCUUGGGAGGGACAUGAAGACCACUCUCAUGGGCAUGACCAUGGACAUGAGGCAUCUCAUUAGACAUCCCAAGGGUGGCAGCUAAGAGGGGUCCCCAUUUGUUGCCUGUGUGACUGCAAUGCUAGUGAAUAAAGUUGAUUUGGGACAUGAAGCUGUUCAUCUUUUUUUCUUUUUUUUUUGUUAUUUCACAUGCUUAAAAAGUGGUGGAUUGGAAAACCUAUAUUAUGUCUGGACUCCUUUUCAUGUGCAAUGGACUAUUAUGUUUCCUGUGAAAUCCUAUAUUUAAUACCAUUUCAAAUUCUGAAAA